AUGAAAAAUCCGGAAAAAGAUGAGCAAGAAAACAGACCUCAUAACGAUGGUAGGGAUGAUGGUAGGAAUAAUGGCUCAUUGAGAAAAAACUACCGAAAGAGUUACAAAAAAGUCUUGUGGCCACUGAAUCUUGAAAUUCACGAUGUAGAAAAUAAGAAUUUAAAAAAGGAGUUGUGCCUUAUUGUUAGUAACAUACCAGUUGAUUGGACAAAGCUGGACAUUACCUGGUUUUUUAGGGAAUAUUUUUACAAGCUAGCCAUAGACAGGAAUAUUGAGUUCCCACUAAUCGAACAGGUGUGUUUGAUAAGGAACGAGCCGUCCGCUAUUUUGGCGUGUCACGACUCGGUGUCUAGGAGGACAAUUGAGAACCUGGCCAACUGCACAAUCAGAAGUGUUAAGGAUAAAAAGAAAAUUAUGCUGAAGAUACAACCGUAUUAUAAGGAGGAGGUGACGGAUAGGGAGAAAGGGGAAGAUAAGAAUAGAGAGGGAAAAAAUGGGAGCGACCAUGAGGAAAACAGAGAGAGCAAUCGAGAGGAAGAGGAAGACAAAAAUGACGACGAGAAGGGAGAGGAAGAUGCAAAUGAAGAACACACCCAGGGAGAGAGUGAAGGCACGGAGGAAGGGAGACGCAAAGGUGAAAAGGAAAUGCCAAGCGACGAUGAAGGGAAAAAAAUAAACAGGAUGAGAAAGCGCUCCGCGACCCCGCCAAGAAGAAAUGGAAUGGAAUGGCCAAAGGAUCUGGAGCUUCGUAACUGCAGCGAUAUUGAAUUGCGGAGAAGACUGUGCGUUUUCGGAAGAUAUAAACCCCUGCAUUGGGGUGUGAAAGAACUGAGUACAUUUUUGAAGUACUAUUUUGAUACCUUAAAAAGAGAUCACGAAAAAUUUGAAGUUCCAGAAAUAAGUUACAUAUGGGCAGAUAAGGGAACCCACUUAGUGACUUUUGCAUGCAAAAAUGAAAAAUCCAGGUUCAACAUGCUGUUAGUAAGGGCAUGCUACCUAAAUGAGGAUGACGCGAAAAAUAAUGUAAAGAAUGCAUUAAGAGUAUGGAUACAGUUUGAAAAAUGGACCCCAUAUAGGAACCCCCCAAAUGGAAAAUAUAAAAAUUAUAAAAUGCCAAGAAGUGAUUUUAACAAAUAUUCCUACCAACAUGAAAACAACAUAGAUAAAGGUGGUUAUACACGGGGGUACAGAAACCCUCCCUAUGAUGGUUAUCCAAAUGGUAGAAAUGGUUCUUACAGAUAUAGUGGAAAUGCACAUAGUAAGGUUACCCCCCCUUCAAAUUAUUACCACCAUAAUGCUGAUGAUAGAGGUCGAAGAAAUUAUGACCAUGGGAAAAAUUCCUAUGGGAAUGGACCCCCUUCUCCUCUACCAACACAUUACAACAAAUAUAAGAAAAAAUAUUCCCGUUCUCCGAGCCCUAAAAAUUAUCAUAAAAAGAAAUUUAAAAGAUCCAGAUCGCAUGAUACACACAAGGAGGAAAUCAACUCCCACGGGAAUAAAAAUAAAGGCAACGCAUACCAUUAG
Plasmodium coatneyi is the source of this 1524-nucleotide messenger RNA. RefSeq lists its product as uncharacterized. NCBI's taxonomy places the organism in Eukaryota, Apicomplexa, Aconoidasida, Haemosporida, Plasmodiidae. The record is from RefSeq and is a predicted model, not a curated record. The transcript has 2 exons. The coding region runs from base 1 to 1524 and encodes 507 amino acids.